Messenger RNA from Rubroshorea leprosula, 845 nucleotides. The record is from the annotation of a GenBank genome assembly. Lineage: Eukaryota; Viridiplantae; Streptophyta; Magnoliopsida; Malvales; Dipterocarpaceae.
GACUCUUCCCCCGACAAGCCCCCUAAGCCACCGGCUCUCUCCCCCCUUUAAAACCCGGUGAGAUCUUGAUGAAAUUCCUUCCUUUUCUGGUUCAAUCACAAGAUUUAGGACCUAAAGAUCCCUCCUAAACCCAGAAAUUUCCAGACUUGCUCUGUUCUCCUCUCCCUCUGUCCGUCCGUGAGCUGCAACUUGUGCGAAUUUCUGGGCAGUUUUUUUUGUUUUCAUGAUUUCUUCUCCAGUCUCCGUCGGCCUCCAUACCUGCCAGCUCCGGUUUUGGCUGCUGGGAACAUUCUGGUAUGUUGAUGGCAUCCUUAAGUCCGAAAAUGGUUAAUUAGUUGUUGUUUUGGCCAGAUUUUGUCCAUGUAGAGGCUGCUCUGUGUUGUCCGAACCGAAACCCUGCUGGAAAAUGGGAGAAUUCCGGUAGCAUUAAGCAUGAGUUUUUCUAGCUUAAUUCAUGUAGAGUUUUCUGUGAUUGGCUGCUGUUGGGUGGCGGUAAUUCUGUUAUUUAAUGUCUGAAAAAUCUGUUGUUUUAAGUCUGGAUUUUUAUCAAUUAAUUGCGGUUGCACAAGGGAGAAUUCCGGCAGCCUUUGAAACGUGUUUGGGUUUAAUUCAUGUCAAAAUUCUUUGAUUCGACUGCUGUGGUGUUCAGUAUGCAUAGCCGGGUCUUAAUCACUGUUUUGCCAAAGCUCUGUUUUUCCAUUUCUUGUCCGUGAGAUUGAGUAUUAUAAUUUUAAUUAGAAAAAAAUUGGAUUUUGGGUAGACAUAUGGUUUGGAAUACAAGUGAGUUUGAUAUUUGAGGCUAAAUUUGUGUGAAGCUUAUUGAGUAAUAAUUUGUUAUUUUGUGC